AUGACCGUUGAGAAGGCCAUGGAGCAAAACCUGGAGAGAUCUACUAAACCUCCCUGUUGGAUGCCUCAAAUUGGCAUGACAUUUAAUUCCUAUGAAGAAGCUUGGGAUUUUUGGGUCAAAUAUGGUGGUCGUAUUGGCUUUGAUGUUCGAAAUAAUUACACUAACAAAAGUGAUCUUGAUCAGUUAGUAACAUCCAGUAGGUUUGUUUGUUCAAAUCAGGGUUCUAGAGCAGAAGAAAAGAAAUAUGUUGUAGCAAAACGUAAUCGAGCUCAUACUCGAACUGGUUGCCAAGUUCGCAUGGGCAUCACUUUACUCAGGGAAACAAUGACAUACAAGGUUCAUGACUUAGCUGUAGAACACAACCAUCUUCUUCAAACUCCACAAACAAGCCAUUUGAUGCCAUCACAAAGGAACAUUUCUAAACACCAAGCAGUCGAAAUUGAGGUGGCGUAUGAUUCUGGUAUUACACCUAAAGCAGCACAUGAGUUUCUUGGUCGGCAUGUUGGUGGGUCAGCUAAUCUUGGUUACACACAGCGUGAUCAUAAGAAUUAUCUGCGUUCUAGGCGCCAAAGGGACUUACUUUAUGGUGAGGCAGGAAGUUUACUAAAGUACUUCCAAGAUAAAAUUGUGGAAAAUCCCUCAUUUCACUAUGCAGUGCAAUUGGAUUGCGAAGAACAAAUAGCUAAUAUAUUUUGGGCAGAUGCUAGGAUGAUUGCUGAUUAUGCUCACUUUGGUGAUGUCAUCACCUUCGACACUACAUUCGGGACAAACAAAGAAAGUAGACCUUUUGGUAUGUUUGUUGGCUUCAACCAUUUUAGAGAGACAGUGGUUUUUGGUGCAGCUUUGAUGUAUGAUGAGACAUUUGAAUCAUUCAAGUGGUUGUUCAAUACAUUUUUAUCAGCCCAUAAUCAAAAGCAACCUCAAACCAUUUUUACAGACCAAGACAUUGCAAUGGGAAAGGCUGUGUCUGAAGUAUUCACUGGUGCAUGGCAUGGUUUAUGUACUUGGCACAUAUCACAAAAUGAAGUAAAGCAUUUGAGUCCUCAACAAACAGAAGGUUCAAGUAUCCUAGCAGAUUUCAGUGCAUGUAUGUAUGAGUAUGAGGAAAAAGAAGAAUUUGAAGAUGUAUUUGAUGCCAUGAGACAAAAGGUGCGUAAAGUGACUUGGUUGGAUAGCAUAUACAAUUUAAAAGAAAAGUGGGCUGAGUGCUACAUGUCAGAUGUUUUCACAAUAGGGAUGCGAAGCCCACAAUUAAGUGAAAGUUUGAAUAGUAACUUGAAAGGUCAUUUGAAAUCAGAUCUUGACAUCGGCAGGUUCCUUAAUCGUGUAGAGCGUGUUGUUGAAGAAAAGAGAGAGAAGGAAUUGCAAUCUGAAUAUGAGUCAAGAAAAAAGUUGCCAAGAAUUAUGAUGAUGACACCUAUGUUGGUACAGGCAAGUAAGCUUUACACACCUGCUUUAUUUGAAGUCUUCCAAGCUGAAUAUGAGAAAUCCAUGGCUACCUAUACGAAAGGAUCAAAUGGAAGUAAUGAUUUCAUAAUUGCAAUUGGCUCACUUGAUGAUCAGUUCAUACUUGAAGAUGAGCACAAGGUGACUGCCAACCCUUUUGAUCAGACCGUGUCGUGUAGUUGUCGAAUGUUUGAGAGAAUAGGUCUACUGUGUAGACAUGCCUUGAAAGCUCUUGAUUUAGUGAACAUUAAAUUGUUGCCUGAAAAAUAUGUAUUGAAGCGUUGGACUCGAGAAGCAAAAUGUGGAGCUAUUCAAGAUAUGCAUGGCAGACAAAUAGUGGAAGACCCCAAGCUGAGUACUACUCUUAGGUACAGAUAUCUGUACCAACAAUUUCUUCCUUUGGCUUCCAGAGCUGUAGACUUUGAAGAAUGUUACUUGCUUGUGGAAGAAGCACUUCAUGCCGUUAGUAAAAAAGUUGAGGACAAAAUAAAACAAACUUACAGUGAUGGCAUUGCAAAGUCGAAUGAUCAGUCAACAUCCCAGUUAGCUCAGAACUUGGCACAUGUCUCUGGUCUGAAGAAAAAGGAGAGCCGGAAACGUGUAACAAAACGGAAAACAAAUUGGAUUGAUAAACUGCAGAAAACAAAAAAGAGAAAGCCUGAAGAAAAGGCAGAGGAGGAAAACUUGCAAACUGAUGUGGAAGAACAUCAAGAAUGUGAAGCAAUUAGCAGCUAUGCCCAACUUCUACUGAUGUCAUCUUAUCUCAAAAGUUCAUUUGAAGAGGUGUCAAUAGAACUUAGAAGGCAUCGUGCUGAUUUGGGAAGCAGAUGA
Messenger RNA from Oryza sativa Japonica Group (Japanese rice), 2277 nucleotides. RefSeq names its product protein FAR1-RELATED SEQUENCE 5-like. Gene Ontology annotation, biological process: regulation of DNA-templated transcription. Gene Ontology annotation, molecular function: zinc ion binding. NCBI's taxonomy places the organism in Eukaryota, Viridiplantae, Streptophyta, Magnoliopsida, Poales, Poaceae. The record is from RefSeq and is a predicted model, not a curated record.